GCCCCUCAGUUCUGUAGCCCUGGGCGGCUUUGCUAGGCCUAAGUGGCGCCUCCCUCGGUUGAAGAGGCCAGAACUUUUCCUCAGGCGGCGGCGUGCGGGGCCUGCGAGAGGCGGGGCCUGUGACGCGCGUGUUGUGAAAGCCGCUUCAGAGAGAGCGAGGCGGGACUGCGGCUGCGAGGGAGAGCGCGGGAGCCAUUCAGUUGCGGCGGGGUACCGGGAGAAGAAGGAAGGCAGGCAGGCAGGCAGGCAGGAGGGCAACGAGCGCCUCUCCCUUAGUCAGCCCUCGCCUGCCGGGAUGGACGCCCUGGCGGUGGACUGGUCCUUCGCCCUCCCGCUGCUCUUCACCGUUCUGGCGGUGCUCCUCGCCUCCGUCUUCGUGAAGCUGCGCUCCUCGGGAGCGAAGGAGGAGGAGGAGAGGGCGGAGGAGAAGCCCCGAGAAGCCGUGGCUGAUGCUGAGGUCGACCGCCUCGCCGGAGGAGAAGGGAUUCCCGAGGAGAAAGGGAAGGAGGAGGAGGAGGAGGAGCGGGGAAUAGAGAGAAGAAGCGUCCCUGUGGAGAACCUCGGGGCCGAAGAGAAAGAGGAGGAAGCAGGAGGGGAAGAAGAAAGGGAGACCCGGGAGCGGGCAAAGGAAGAGGCGGCUGCGGAGAGGACUGCCCAAGAGGAGCCCCAGCCCUCGACGACGACGCCCGCCAGGCCCCCUCAGGCCCAGGCCGAGCGGGAGGAAGAAGAGGCGGCCAAGCCUCUCAGGAUGGAGGCGGCAGGGACCUCUGUCGUCGGUGCUGCUUCGUUGGCCGUGGAAAGGGAGCAACAGGAGGAGGAGGAAGAGGACGACGACGAGGACGACGACGAUGAGGAGGAGAGCAAGGAGGAAGACCAGGAAUCAGAAAAUGAGAAAUUAGUGGUGAAAGAACCUGAGACCGAAGAUGCAGAUGAACAGUUCUCCUUUAAAUAUAGCCCUGGAAAACUGAGGGGAAGCCAGUAUAAAGCUAUGAUGACCAAAGAAGAACUUGAAGAUGAACAAAGGGUUAAAAGGGAACAGCUGACUGCCAUCUUCAGCCUUCUAAAGGAAAAACCAGACACAUUCGGGGAGAUGUCUGAAACUGAUAUGAAAGAUCAACUCCGGCUGUAUGAUAUAUAGGCUGUAAGUUACUAAGAUUGACUAUCAUUUUCUUUAUCCUUCAGUGUAUUGGAGAUUGCAGGACUAUAGACUUGAUACUUAAAAUAACUUUUUGUAUUUUAGUCUAGGAGGAUACUUAAUGUUUGGGGAACUGAUUUUCCUUGAAAUAGAAAAAUAUUAGUUUUUUUCUUAAAAGUGAUGAAGCUUUGUGGCCUAAAGAAUAUUUAUGACAGAGCACACCGAUAACAUUAUACUAAGAUUGAAAAGUGGUGAACAUAAUGUUUCAGGUAUUCCUUUGAUGGUCAUUGCAAAUAUUUAAAAGCGUGUAUGUUAUAAUGCAAUAGAAACAUAGUUGUGCAAAAUCAUUUUUGUGCCAGGAAAUUUGAUAAAAUGUAUACCUCAGAAACAUAUUGUUGUUGAGAACCAAAUAAAUAUCAACUGCAAAAUCAA
Anolis carolinensis (green anole) is the source of this 1567-nucleotide messenger RNA. RefSeq names its product matrix remodeling associated 7 (gene mxra7). The transcript is spliced from 4 exons. The record is from RefSeq and is a predicted model, not a curated record. Bases 296 to 1138 code for a protein of 280 amino acids. Lineage: Eukaryota; Metazoa; Chordata; Lepidosauria; Squamata; Anolidae.